This is a messenger RNA of Centropristis striata (black sea bass), 9687 nucleotides long. RefSeq names its product myosin IXAa (gene myo9aa). Gene Ontology annotation, biological process: intracellular signal transduction. The coding region runs from base 397 to 8598 and encodes 2733 amino acids. The transcript is spliced from 46 exons. The record is from RefSeq and is a predicted model, not a curated record. Gene Ontology annotation, cellular component: myosin complex. Gene Ontology annotation, molecular function: microfilament motor activity; ATP binding; GTPase activator activity. NCBI's taxonomy places the organism in Eukaryota, Metazoa, Chordata, Actinopteri, Perciformes, Serranidae.
UUCAGCGACCGUCAGCGAGCUGCGAAGGACUGCUUUUUAAUUACAAACACAACAAACUGCGAACACACACGGAUAAAAGAAAGAAAAGCGCAGGUAUCCAACGCGGAGGUGAAUGUCGAGGAGUAGUUUCGGAAGGCGAGCUCACCGGAGAGAGAAGGAAACAAAUUAAUUCAAGGGUAAUGCAGGGAAUUAAAUAGAGACUUAGGUUUCUGUGUGGCUACAAGUGUGUGCGGCUCUGCAGCCCAUCAGGAGAGCAGACGGAAAACUUGGGUCCCACUUUACUACUGACUUCAGCGUUCACGUCUGGAGAGGUAAUGUCUUGAAUCGGUGGCGUCUCCAGCCCAGUGAAGGACGUGCCAGUGCCGGGCUGCUGCUAAUGGGAACUCCAGCUGCGCCAUGAGUGCUCGUGAUGGCGUUGGUGGCGUCGGUGGCAUGGGCACCCUUGGCCGGCGGCAGCGCUUCGAGAACUCUGAGUUCACCGUUCGAAUCUACCCGGGUGCCCUGGCCGAGGGCACCAUCUACUGCCCGAUCAGCGCCCGCAAGACCACCACUGCCGCUGAGGCCAUCGAACGCGUCAUUGAACGCCUCCAGCUGGACCGCACCAGGUGUUAUGUUCUGGCCGAGGUGAAGGAGUUCGGCGGGGAGGAAUGGAUUCUGAACCCCUGUGACUGUCCCGUGCAGAGGAUGAUGCUCUGGCCCCGCGUGGCGCUAGAGCACCGCCCGCUGUCUGGCGGCGAGGAUUACCGCUUCCUCCUCAGGCAGAAGAACCUGGACGGCUCGAUCCACUAUGGCGGCAGCCUCCAGAUGUGGCUGCAGGUCACGGAGGAGCGCCGGCGAAUGGUGGAACGUGGACUGCUGCCACAGCCUGAAUCUCAGGGCGACCACGCAGAUCUGUGCCGCCUGCCGGAGCUCAACGAGCGCUCGCUGCUGGACAACCUGCGCUCGCGCUUCCGCCAGGAAAAGAUCUACACGUAUGUCGGAAGCAUCCUCAUCGUCAUUAACCCCUUCAAGUUCCUGCCCAUCUACAACCCCAAGUAUGUGAAGAUGUAUGAUAAUCAUACACUGGGAAAUCUGGAGCCACAUAUUUACGCCGUGGCGGAUGUGGCGUACCACGCCAUGCUGCAGAGAGAGAGGAAUCAGUGCAUUGUCAUAUCCGGGGAGAGUGGCUCCGGGAAGACGCAAAGCACAAACUUUCUCAUUCACCAUCUGACCGCUCUCAGCCAGAAGGGUUUCGCCAGCGGAGUGGAGCAGAUCAUCUUGGGGGCGGGGCCAGUACUGGAGGCAUUUGGGAACGCGAAGACUGCCCACAAUAACAACUCCAGUCGCUUUGGCAAGUUCAUUCAGGUGAACUACCAGGAGAGCGGCACUGUGAGAGGAGCUUAUGUGGAGAAGUACCUGCUGGAGAAGUCGAGGCUGGUCUAUCAGGAGCACAAUGAGCGAAACUACCAUGUGUUUUACUACCUGCUGGCAGGAGCGAGUGAAGACGAGAGGAAAGCCUUUCACCUCAAGAAGCCUGAAGAAUACCAUUACCUCAGUCAGAUGACAAAGUCAACCCACCAACUGCACUGGGACAGUUACUGUGACAGUGAACCGGACUGCUUCACAGUGGAAGGAGAAGACCUGAAGCAUGACUUUGAGAGACUUCAGCUGGCCAUGGAGAUGGUGGGCUUCCUGCCUUCCACACGCAGACAGAUCUUUAGCCUGCUGUCGGCCAUCCUUCACCUGGGCAACAUCCGCUACAAGAGGAAAACCUACAGAGACGACUCCAUCGACAUCUGUAACCCCGAGGUGCUGCCCGUUGUCUCAGAGCUGCUGGAGGUCAAAGAAGAGAUGCUGUUUGAAGCUCUGACAACACGGAAGACAGUAACUGUCGGAGAGAAGCUGAUCGUUCCUUACAAACUUUCCGAGGCGGGUACGGUGCGAGACUCCAUGGCGAAGUCCCUGUACAGCGCUCUGUUUGACUGGAUCGUCUUCAGGAUCAACCACGCUCUGCUCAACAUCAAGGACCUGGAGGAGACCACCAAGAUCUUGUCCAUUGGAGUGCUCGACAUCUUUGGGUUUGAGGAUUACGAGAACAACAGCUUCGAACAGUUCUGCAUCAACUUUGCAAACGAACGUCUGCAGCACUACUUCAACCAGCACAUCUUCAAGCUCGAACAAGAGGAGUACCGGGUAGAGGGCAUUAGCUGGCACAACAUCGACUACAUCGACAACACAGGCUGCAUCAACCUGAUCAGCAAGAAGCCCACAGCCAUGUUCCACCUCCUGGACGAAGAGUGCAAUUUCCCUCAGGCCACCAACCAGACUCUGCUGGAUAAGUUCAAGCGGCAGCAUGAAGGGAACAGCUACAUCGAGUUCCCCGCUGUCAUGGAGCCCGCCUUCAUUAUCCGACACUACGCCGGCAAGGUCAAGUACGGGGUCAAGGACUUUAGGGAGAAGAACACGGACCACAUGCGCCCGGACAUCGUGGCGUUACUAAAGAGCAGCAAGAGCGGCUUCAUCUGCGGCCUGAUGGGCAUCGACCCGGCGGCCACUUUCCGCUGGGCGGUACUCCGAGCCUACUUCAGGGCCCUGGUGGCUUUCAGAGAGGCCGGCAAGAGACACACGCAGAAGAAGACUGGGCAUGAUGACGCUGCUCCCUGUGCAGUUUUGAAAAAAGUGGAUAGUUUUAGCUUUCUGCAGCACCCUGUGCAUCAGAGAAGCUUAGAGAUCCUGCAGAGAUGCAAAGAGGAGAAGUACACUCCUGAUGAGAGUGAAAGUGUUGUACAAAGUGAUGAAACUGAAAACGGUGUGACCAGAAAGAGUCCUCGUACGCCACUGUCUGACCUGCAGGGGAGCAACACCUUCAAUGAGAAGUCGCCACGGAGUUCUCCGGGCCUCGGCUGGAACGGGCGUGUGGGUCGACUGAGCCGCUUGUCAUCCAGCAGCUCCACCACAGAAGAAGACGGCAUCUUCGUCAACUCUGCCAGCAGCAAACUCCUCGAGAGAGCCCACGACAUCCUCAUGAGGAACAAAAACUACAAAUCUAAGCCAGCUCUCCCAAAGCAUUUACUGAACGUCAAGUCCCUGAAGUACCUGAGCAACCUGACGCUUCACGACCGCAUCACCAAGUCGCUGCUUCACCUCCACAAGAAGAAGAAACCACCCAGUAUCAGCGCACAGUUCCAGGCCUCCCUCAAUAAGCUAAUGGAGACUCUGGGUCAGUCUGAGCCUUAUUUUGUCAAGUGCAUCCGUUCCAAUGCUGAGAAGCUGCCCUUAAGGUUUAACGAUAACCUUGUGCUGAGGCAGCUGCGUUACACGGGCAUGCUGGAGACUGUGCGCAUCCGACAGUCGGGCUACAACAUCAAGUUCAGCUUCAAGGAUUUUGUCCAUCACUUCUCAGUGCUGCUCCAGGAGGGCACCAGUGCCACCAGGGAGAGCAUCCAGCAGAGUCUGGACCAGCUAGGCCUUGAGCCAGAUGGGUACCAAGUGGGAAAGACAAUGGUGUUUCUGCGCGAGGCCGAGCGUCAGCGGCUGCAGGCCGUACUCCACGCUGAAGUCCUCAGACGCAUCGUCACGCUGCAGCGGAGGUUCAGAGCACGGCUGGAGAGGAAACAGUUUGUCAGGAUGAGAGAAGCAGUGAUCUGCAUCCAGAAAUGGUGGCGUUUGUACCGGUCCAUAGAAGAGGCAGAGGAGGAUUAUGACCCCAGCGUCCAGGAGGGGGCAGCUCUGUGUCUGCAGACACACUGGCGAGGCUACAGGGAGCGCCACAGGUUUAGGCUGUGGAAGGAGGCUGCUGUGGUGCUGCAGAGGGCCUGGAGGUUGUGGCUCCACCGGCGCUGCACGGCAGCUCUGGUUAUCCAGACGGCCUGGCGCUGUCAUCGAGCCAGAGAAGCCUACUUGCAUCUGUAUGCCACUGUGGAGCAACUACAGGCCGUUAGCAGAGGCUUCCUCGCCAGGCAGAGCUUCAGAAAACUAAGAGAGCAGAGACUGAGGGAGAAGAAGGAGCAGCAGGAGAAGCUGCUUCAGCUGCAGAAUGGCCAGGUGAGUCUCUCACCAGAGGAAGAGGAGGAGUCGCCUGAGAGGAUCAUGGGGUUGGACCUCAGUACGUGGGAGGAUCGAUCCUAUGAGCAGCGAGAAAGGAGCCUGCAAGGCCUCAGCAGCCAGGAGGGCGCAGUGAAAGAGGAGGGAGAUGGAAGAGAACUGGCUCCAACAAAGGAGAGUCCUUCGAAAGUGAAAACUGAAGCACCAGAUUUGACCUCCACUGUGGUGGUGCGUGAGAGGUCCAGGACUGUGGACGAGCCCAGCCAGAAAACCACCCGGGCCAAGAGGGAGAGCCGGCGGAUGAGAGAGUUGGAGCAGGCCAAGUUCAGCCUGGAGCUCCUCAAGGUCCGGGCGACCAGCGGAGGAUCCUCGUCGCCAACCGAGGAGCGGCGCUGGUCCUUGGAGCUGGUGCCCCCUGCAACACCGCCUCUUCGCUCGCCCCAGGGCACGCCCGACAGCCAGAGCUCCAAAGGCAGCUUUGAGCUUCUCAGCAUGGACGACGAGCCACCCAAGGCCACAGAGGAGGUGACGGACAGCGAGGACCUCCUCUCCCCUGUUCCUCCAGUCGAUACAGAGCCUGAUGUGGAGGUUGUGUCAACCAGCCCGAUGCCAGUUGAACCACACUGGACAGCCGUUCCUGAUGCUGCUGCCCAGCCAUGCAGCCAGGAUAAGAUCACAGUGGAUCCAGCAGCCCCCUCUGCCCCAACACAUCCGCCCAAAAUUGAGAACUACCUCCCUACAUUUUACGUCCCAGCUGAGGGCAGCACAGUCGUCUCCCAUCGUCCCGCUGAAGAGCUCAAACAAACCACAGAGGCAUCCGUCUCUACAACCACCACGACCACCAUCACCAAGCCUCUCAAAGAACGACGCGAGUCAGCACGACGACCAGUAGUGGUGGUCAUCAGCAUGCAGAAAGAAACGCCGAUAAGUCAAGAGCUGAGCGAUAUCGUCCGUCCCCCUGUAGAGGUUCGAGACUCUGCGGCCCAAACGGGGGAGAAACCAGACCCAGCUCCCGUCCCCGUUUCUACCUCUGUCCCUCAGGCUGACCAGGCCGUCAUAGAGAAGCUGGUGCGACUGAACGAGGAGAAAGAGGUGAGGCAGCGUAACCAGCAGCAGCAGAACGAGAAGGAGAUGAUGGAGCAGAUCAGACAGCAGAAAGAAGCGCUGGAGCGGCAGCGGCUUUUCUUCGCUCAGUACGAGAGAGACAUGUUUGAGAAGCAGAGAGGAGAAGCUCUGCACCGGAUACAGCAGAGCAGACAGGCCGGACAGGACGCUGGAGGAGCCGCAACCUCCGUCAAGCCAGUCAGACCCAGCUCCCUGCUGAUCGAGAGGACAGCCGGGAUAGUUCCUCACGCCAGGACACAGUCAGAGUCCUCUGCCCCAUCAGAGCACUCUCAUCCAGGUGCCCCUCAGCCUCAGCUGCCUCCUCCACCUGCCUCUGCUCCCAGAGAGAGACGCAAGGAGAGCAGGCCUGCUCCUGAGGGCUGGGCACCCAAACUCACUCUGGAGUCUAAAGACGGAGGAGCAAUCAGAGCGAGAACAGCCGCCAAGAAGCCACAGAGCACUCAAGGCACCGCCAUUAGUAUGACGGACAAACCAAACAUCUUCUUCUCUCCAAAGGACAAAGUGACAUUUACAAAGUUUGACAAGGAUGCCAUCACUAAAGAGACACCUGCAGCUGUUCCCAGAGAUGUAGCAUCACCCAUCACUAAACCCUCUAAAGGAGCAAAAACACGCGAUGUCGGCAGAGCGGGCCAAAAAAAGAAAGCCAGAAUGGCACGGACCCGCUCCGACUUCCUCACCCGCGCCCCCAUCCUCUCAGUUGGGGGCGAUUCAGAGGAGGAUGAGUACGACGGCGACAGCCCCGUCAGCCCCCGCAGUUACACUCUGCCCCUCGCCAAACAGAGCUCCACGGAGGCGGGCUUAAGAGAGUCCUGUUUCAGUGACUCAGACAUGCCUGCAGCCUCUGAAGAGCAAAAGAAGAUGCACAAAGCCAUGUCCUCAGGAGAUUUGGUCAAAGUGGACUCGAUGCGCAAGAACUCACAAGAUGGAAGGGUUCGUAAGAUGCGUUUCUGGGGCAAGACAAAGUAUGGAGAUAAGAAGACGUCCAGAGAAAAGCUGAUCUGUGGGUCUGAUUCCCUGGAUGGAGACUAUGGAGACACCGGGCCGCUACUGGGAGACGGUCAGGAGAACAUGUCGCCGCCCUGCAGUCCCGACCUGACGCUGGACCAAGGGUUCAGAGACUUGAAGGAGAACAAGGAGCCGUCUCCUAAGGUAAAGCGACGGCGCAGCGUGAAGAUCAGCAGCGUGGCUUUGGAGCCCGCUCAGUGGCAGAACGACGCGCUGCAGAUUCUCACCUGCACCAACGACUACAGGAGCAUGAACGACUUCCUCAUGAAGAAGAUCAACGACUUGGACACAGAGGACAGUAAGAAGGACACCAUGGUGGACGUCGUCUUUAAAAAGGCUUUGAAGGAAUUCCGUCUGAACAUCUUUAACUCUUACUCCACAGCGCUUGCAAUGGACGAUGGUAAAAGCAUCCGCUACAAAGACCUGUACGCUCUGUUUGAGCACAUCCUGGAGAAGACGAUGCGGCAGGAGCAGAGGGACUGGAGGGAGUCUCCAGUCACAGUGUGGGUCAACACCUUCAAAGUUUUCCUUGAUGAGUUCAUGACUGAGUACAAACCCAUGGACAGCACCCUCAGCAAGCAGGUACCAAAACCUGAACGCAAAAAACGGAGGAAAAAGGACACCGACAUUGUGGAGGAACAUAAUGGACACAUCUUCAAGUCCACCCAGUACAGCAUCCCCACCUACUGUGAAUACUGUUCCUCUCUCAUCUGGAUGAUGGACCGCGCCUGUGUGUGCAAAUUGUGCCGGUACGCCUGCCACAGAAAAUGCUGCCAGAAGAUGACCACCAAAUGCAGCAAGAAGUUUGAUCCGGAGCUUUCCUCCAGACAGUUCGGAGUGGAAGUUUCUCGUCUGACUAACGACGAGAGGACGGUGCCCCUGGUGGUGGAGAAGCUGAUCAACUACAUUGAGAUGCACGGCCUCUACACAGAAGGAAUAUACAGAAAAUCUGGAUCCACCAACAAAAUUAAGGAGCUGAAGCAGGGACUCGACACAGAUGCUGACAGCAUGAAUCUGGACGACUACAACAUCCACGUUAUCGCAAGUGUUUUCAAGCAGUGGCUGAGGGACCUGCCAAAUCCUCUGAUGACAUUUGAGCUGUAUGAGGAGUUUAUACGUGGCAUGUGUUUGCAGGAUAAAAAGGAAACGAUCAGAGGAGUGUAUUCAGUUAUUGACCAGCUAAGCAGAACUCACCUAAACACCCUGGAGCGCCUCAUUUUUCAUCUUGUCAGGAUCGCCUUGCAAGAGGAAACAAACCGUAUGUCAGCGAACGCCCUAGCUAUAGUUUUUGCUCCCUGUAUCCUGCGCUGUCCAGACACCAUCGACCCGCUGCAGAGCGUCCAGGACAUCGGCAAGACCACAGCGUGUGUAGAACUUAUCAUUUGUGAACAGAUGAAUAAGUACAAAGUUCGGCUAAAGGACAUCAGCAGCCUGGAGUUUGCUGAGAACAAGGCCAAGUGCAGGCUGACCCUCAUUCGACGCUCGAUGAAACCCGUACUAAUAGCCGUUAGAUUUAUGAGCAUAGCGCGCACUAUGCAGACAAAUGCAGCUAAAAAGGGAAAAGGCCAUGUGCAGCGACUAAGCUACCACACGCCCUCGCCGCCAGUCAGUCCGCGGCUGCCCUCUGUCGCUGACCCUGUGAUAGAAGAGAGUGACGGCGAAGAGGGAGAGGAAUCGUUUUCCGAAAUCUCCGAGCAUCAGCAGGCAGCCAUGCAGCAGGAGGAGAGAGUGCUGACAGAGCAAAUUGAAAGCCUGCAGAAAGAGAAAGAGGAGCUGACUUUCGAGAUGCUGACUCUUGAGCCCCGAGCAUCAGAUGAUGAGACCUUGGAGUCGGAGGCUUCUAUCGGUACAGCUGACAGCUCUGAAAACCUCAACGUGGAUUCCGAGGGAACCAUUUCUGACUUCUCUGAGAGAGGUCCUGUGUUGACUUCCCCAUGGCCUCGGAGAGCGGACAUGACGAGCCCCAGACGCCGCGCUCUCCGCCGCCAGCCUGACUCCCUGGACUCUGUGGACUCCAGCUCCAGCAUUUCCUCCUACUCCUCCUCAUCACACUUCCACCCAUUAUCAGCUUCCUCCUCUACCACCACCCGUCGCUUUCGUUUCCACUCCAAGUCUCCCACCGCGGCCUCAGGUCAGGCUCAAGCUCAGGCUCAGGCUCAGGCCCAGGCCCCUGGCCCGGCCACGACACAGGCUCUGAAUGCGUCACAAACCUCCCGCUAUGACAGCAUAGACGGUAGCCCUACAGGAGAUCAGGAAGGUGCAUAUGAUGAAAGGCCUCAGUUUACCAGCCGAGGUACCUUCAAUGCAGAGAAGGGCAAACAGAAACUCAAAGGGGCCAAGCGAUCAACCCUGAGGCACUCCAGAGAUGGCAGUGGCCACGGCAGGGACCCUCCAGACAUACCGCAGCAGCUGGUAUUGUACGGCAGUAAUGAAUUCAUGGUAUGAAGGACACUGGGACACCAAAGCACUCCCUAUUAAACUCCCUGGCAAGCGUGUACUUUCUCAAUGAGAGAACUCCACUCCUCAAAGCACUCUUGCUUCGCCUUUCUUUGUUGAAGUCCGCAAAGAAGUGUCCCCAAGUGCCGUGUACAGUGUUUUCAGCUCCCGACGGGAGGAAAUGUUUGGCAGCAGGACAAGUAUCAGUGGAAAGGCUCUUCUUCUGUGGACUAAACUGCCACCCAUGCUCUCACAGUGCCUCGGCAGCUCUUUACUCUGCGCCAAGAGGAGACGCACUGAGCAGGAGAACGGGGAAAAGGGAAUGUUGGAAUAUUCGGAAGACCACUCAGCAUCAGGGAAUGUUACGGAGCUGGAAAGCUGAAGCAGUGUACUACAGUAAAUGAGGCAACAUCAGGCGCCACCGAUGUUACAGUGAACUUAAAGCUCACAAUUAUUAGCUGCUUUAUGAGUUUACAGAUCAUAACAAUCAGUGUAAGCAGUGGUUGCUCUGUUACUACAAAUUUAUUUUUCCCUUAUUUAAUAAAUUUUAAUGUCACAGAAAUUCUUUAUAGCGUAUAAUAUACAGGUAUAAAUACUGUACAAAGCCGGAACACCAGCCUCUGCUGGGUAGUUGAAGUCAAAUAUUUAUCUUUUUUUUUUUGAGUAUCUUUGGACAGAGAUGUACGGAUUUGGGCAGUGGAUGAUUUAUGUGUAUGUGUGCCCGGCGCUCAUGCGUGACUGUAUGUGUGUGUGAGAAAGAGACAAACCACUUCAUGUGUUUUAAGUUUGUGCUGCUUUUUUUCCCCCUCACAAGGGAAAUACCGCCAUCAAAGGGACCAAGUCAGCUGGUGUGUAUUCCAGCCAAAGGGGAUCCCAGCUCUGUAAAGAAUGUCGGACAUGUAUAAAAUCCCUGCAUUCACUGCUUAACAGCCAUACAACAAUUGUAAUGUACAGUACAGUUCAUAUGUACAGUAUAGUGGACAAAUGCCAUUCUAUUCUUGAAACCUAUUGUUACCCUCAUCCCCACUCCCACUCCCAUCCCCACCUCCUGUCUCUAAAGUGUUUGCUCAAUAGCAACCAAGAAAGAACAUAAAAACA